Diorhabda sublineata is the source of this 2046-nucleotide messenger RNA. RefSeq names its product protein disulfide-isomerase TMX3-like. Gene Ontology annotation, cellular component: endoplasmic reticulum. NCBI's taxonomy places the organism in Eukaryota, Metazoa, Arthropoda, Insecta, Coleoptera, Chrysomelidae. Gene Ontology annotation, biological process: peptidyl-cysteine oxidation. Gene Ontology annotation, molecular function: protein disulfide isomerase activity. The transcript has 6 exons. The coding region runs from base 125 to 1414 and encodes 429 amino acids. The record is from RefSeq and is a predicted model, not a curated record.
GAACAAAGAAAUAAAAAAGAAGAAGAUUUUAGACAGAAAUUAUAAGAAAUUCCAUAAAUAUAAUAAUAAUACUUUAAAAAUUUACUAGAACACUGUAUAAACUACAUACUUGCAAAUAAUCAAAAUGAAUGUGUUAAUAUAUUUUUUUUUACUAACGGAAUUUGUACUUUUGGUAUCACCUUCAUCAAAAUGGAUAUUAGAAUUAGGAGAUAAUUUCAUUGAUAUUAGAAAAGAUGGUGGUUAUUGGUUGGUUAAAUUUUAUACACCUUGGUGUGGUCAUUGUAAAAGGCUUGAUCCUGUGUGGGCUCAUGUUGUACAAGCACUCAAAAAUACUCACAUUAGAGUUGGAAAGGUUGACUGCUCAGUAUUUCCCAAUGUUGGAAGAGCUUUCGACGUCACAAUGUAUCCUACCAUUAAACUCAUUAAACCUGAAGAAGAUUUCACUUUUGAAGGAGAAAAAGCAACUGAAGAGAUAAUUAAUUUUGCUAUUAGAUUAGCUGGACCUCCAGUGCAACAAGUAACCCGCACCGAAAGUUUGACAAACAUAAAAAACAUGAAUCAGCUAUUUUUCAUGUACGUUGGUGAAAGAGAAGGGCUAUUAUGGAAUACAUUUUAUAACUUGGCUUCUAAAUUUCAAGCUCAUGCUUUUUAUUAUUCUGCUAGUGAAGAAAUUGCUAAGAAUCAUGUUGACAUACACAAGCUACCAGCAGUAUUUGUCCACAAAGAAAACUCUCAUUAUUUCUACUCUGUCGGAGAAGGUAACGAUGUAGUUGACGCUGAUUACAUAAACGCCUCCAUGCACAAGUGGAUAAACGAAGAACGUUUUGAGACGUUUCCAAAAUUAACUGAAACAAAUAUAAAUGAAAUUCUUCAUACUCGAAAAUAUAUUGUACUCGUCAUAGUUGAAGAAAAUAAAUUGUUACAAAUACCAAAGGAAAUGAUUGAUUUCAAAAAUACUGUUGAGUCUUUAGCUAGAACGAAAAGACAUAAAUAUCACAAUCACUUUCAAUUUGGUUGGAGCAAUAGUCACGAUCUCGCUAAUAAUAUAGCAAUGCAAAUAGUUCCCCUGCCGUAUUUAUUAGUGUUGAAUUCGACGACUCUACAUCACUAUGUUCCUGAAGAUGAUCCCACUGAAAUGACAGCCGAUGCUAUAGAAUUGUUUUUGGAAAGGAUUUUAAAUCAGACUGCACCAGUUUAUGGCGGCAACGAUUUGGCUGUAAGAUUGUACAGAGCAUAUUUCAAGUCAAGGACUACUCUUUCUGAAAGAUGGAGAGGAAAUCCAGCUUUGACAACUGUUUUACUGGGACUACCUCUUGGGUUCUUCUCAUUUAUAGUGUAUUCCUGUUGCUGCGCUAAUAUUUUAGAUGCCGACGAAGACGAAGAGGAAGAGCUUCUUCAUGAGAAGAAAGACUAAUUCAAAUAUAUUUAUACCUACAUAAAUAAACAUCUAAUUUAUCCAGUAAGAAACAGAUGGAACCAACAUUGCAUAUGAAUGUAGGUAAUUGAUUAAAGGAAAUCAACAUUGUUAUGUAUGAUAUAAUUCAGGAUACAGAAAAGGAUCGUAACGAAUAUUAUACAAGAUCUAGAAGAUACAAAGAGCCAUUUAAUUGAUAUUUUCAUUUGCAUUUUCAAACAGCUACAUUCCAAUUAUAGAGAAUGUCUCAUACAUAAUAUUGGUUCUCAAUUUUCACUUUGUUUAUUAAAUAAUUAUACAAAAAGAAAAUUUGAUAUUCGAAGCAUAGCCCAUCGUAUUCUAUAGUUGCAACUCAACGUUCAGUAAACCUUUGAGACCUUGGUAAAACCAUUCUUUGAGUGAGUUUAGGUGUAAAAAAUUGUUAUUCAAGUUUUUUCCACACAACAAUUUCGCCAUGGAAAUGGAUCUGAUGUUGUAGGAGUUCAAUACUAUUAAGUUCUUUGAUUUUUUUUAUAAUGUACCUGAUUUUUUUGUGAUAUAUCUGCCAAAUGUUUUUGUAUUUAUUUAUUUAUAUUGUUAUGUGUAUAUUUUAUUAGUUUCUCUUGAAAUGUAAAAAUAAAUUGUAAAUUGAA